Messenger RNA from Klebsormidium nitens, 1064 nucleotides. NCBI's taxonomy places the organism in Eukaryota, Viridiplantae, Streptophyta, Klebsormidiophyceae, Klebsormidiales, Klebsormidiaceae. The record is from the annotation of a GenBank genome assembly.
CUCGCAAAGUGCAUCUGAGCCAUUUCUGCAGUGCCAAAAGCUUGCGCCCCAUGAGAAAACUUGAACUUAAAGUAACAGCCUAGAGGCGCAGGCUGGGCGCAGGGCCGUCCUUCCAGCUUCUGAAUUGCUAAGCAAAGGGCCUCAAUGGCUGCCGCAACGUUGGGUCGUACUGUUGGCUCAACAAAUAAAGUCCUUCUGUCCUUUCAAUACGAUGCCAAUGAGUCAUCGACGAGCAGAGUGCAUAUGGCUAUUGCAAAGCCACUCUCUCAUAACUUGCUGGUACAACCAGCUUUCAGCACGUUCCAGAGGUUGCAGUGCAAUCAUACAUCCAGUAGGUCUGCUCAGGCAACUGCAAACCAUGUCAGGAAGGGGCAGCUGGAUGUGAGGGAAAGUCAAAGGGGCACCAGUCGGGAAGGAGAAGCGUCGGCGAGGAAAGCAGAGGUGGCAGAGGUGAACGUGGGGACGUGCUUGCUGCGCUUUCCUGUCGAUCUGCCUGCCAAGGUCAUGCAACAGCAGCUUGAAAGUGUAUACGGGCCUGGACUGCUGCUAAGGGCCUCAGACAGCCUCGCUUUCAGCAACGACGACAAGGUGUCUGCAGGAUCGUACGAGUAUAUCCAUGGGGAACAUACGGUGAAGCUAGACACGAAGGAAGCGAUGGAGGGUCUAAGCAAGGUCCUGGCAAACCUGGAGAAAAUCUCAAGGCUGGUUGAACAGAGGAGAAGGCGCCGCUGGUUCAUCUUUUAAGCAGUGAUCUUUCGCAACAAAAGUCGCCGCUGGUUCAUCUUUUAAGCAGCGAUCUUUCGCAACAACAGUCGCUUGUCCAUCUUCAAGCUGCCUCCGUCAGCAGGAAAAGUCACUGUGGGCGGACUUAUGCAUCUCCUGUACAGCUCAUAUUCACCCAAAGACUCUGGCAUUAGCUUGCCUUCUCGUUUUAGUCGUGUAAUCUACCCAGGCAAUGGGUGUCCGCCAAGAAUACUUCCUCCUUUGCUAGUGAACCAGUGUCUUAAUGCAUCGCACUUGGAUUGUUGGCCACAAAAUACCAACGGAAGCUUUGAUCAACAGUA